Messenger RNA from Glossina fuscipes, 700 nucleotides. RefSeq lists its product as uncharacterized. The record is from RefSeq and is a predicted model, not a curated record. The transcript is spliced from 2 exons. Lineage: Eukaryota; Metazoa; Arthropoda; Insecta; Diptera; Glossinidae. The coding region runs from base 65 to 640 and encodes 191 amino acids.
AAAAGAUAUAAGUUUGACGACGAUCUCUUUGGAAACGGUCAAAAUAUUACCAAUCAGUAACAAUAUGAAAUUCUUUACUUUGUUCGCCGUAGCCGUUUUGGCUUUCAACGUGGUAUCUGCCUUGAACAUUGACCAACUCAAUCGCAACAGUUAUACCACUGAAAAACCUUACACUCUUAAGGAUAACGCUGUCGCCUCUUCCCUACCUCAUGUUGUUGCUGAAUUUCUUGAACGUGUUUAUGAAUUGUUGAAACAAAUCUUGCCAGCUCCUGUUGCUGAAUUGUUCCAUCAAUUAUUUAACGCUAUUCAACAUUAUUUUGAAUCGUUCCCUGCUGAGAUCGUUACUGCUUUCGCUAACGUCUGGAACAAUUUUCCCAGCUUCAACAACGUUUUCUCACCUGAAUUCGUCGCUGCUGUUGACCAAUUUUUCGGUCUUCUCCAAGAAUACUUUUGGGGUCAUCCCGCCGCCAAAUGGUUUGAAAAUUUUUACAAGACCUGGGCCUCCGCCACUGAAGUAUUCCCCAAAGAAUUCUUUGUUACCUUUGGCAGAUUUGUCGAACAUGUCCCAUUCCUCAACUACGUUUUGAAGCAAUGGAUGGUAUUUUUGGAACAAUUGUUACCUCAUGUUCGUCAAUUCUAAGCAGUUGAACUUAUAAAUGAACUAAAUAAAAUAAAAAUUGUUAACGAAAUAGUCGGGAAA